AUAUACAUACAGCAUUGACUUGCUGAAUGGUAUAGAUCAGUCAAAACCAGCUCAAAUUAACUCGCGAGCACACACGACGAACCGAAUAUAUCAGUCGUCGAAGCGUAAGCCAGUGUAAGCACACAUGGAGCAGCAGAAGCAGGACGCCGCCGAGGACGUGGUCAUUGUCGGCGCCGGCCUCGCCGGUGUCGGCGUCGCCCUGGGACUCCACAGGAAGGGCGUGCGGAGCGUGGUGCUGGAGUCGUCGCCGGCGCUCCGGACGUCCGGCUUCGCGUUCAUGACAUGGACCAACGCCUUCCGCGCGCUUGACGCCCUCGGCGUCGGCGACAAGAUGAGGAGCCACCACCUUCAGGUGCAGGGGGUGCGUGUCAUGUCUCCGACUACCGGGCAAGUGGUGCGAGAGCUGGAUCUCCGGGUGCAAGGAAAACUGGGACCCCACGAAGCCCGGUGCGUGCAGCGGAACGUGCUGCUCCAGGCGCUGGAGGAAGAGCUUCCGGCAGGCACCAUCCGCUACAACUCCAGGAUCGUCUCCAUCGACGACGACAAAGAAAAAGACGGCGGCGGCGAUGCCAAGAUCCUGCAUCUCGCCGACGGCUCGACGCUCCGAGCAAAGGUGCUGAUCGGCUGCGACGGGAUCAACUCGGUGGUGGCCAGAUGGCUGGGGCUCGCCAAGCCGCUCGACUCCGGGCGCAGGGCCACGCGGGGGCACGCCAAGUACUCCGACGGCCACGGGUUCCAGCCCAAGUUCAUGCAGUUGAGCGGCAACGGCUUCCGUGCCGGCCUGGUGCCCUGCGGCGACACGGACGUGUACUGGUUCCUGACGUGGUCACCUUCCUGUCCGGACGGCAAGGAGGACGUCGACCAGAGCCCGGCGGAGAUGAAGCAGUUCGUCCUGGCCAAGCUGCGGAGCAUCAUGGCACCAGACGAGGUUCUGGAUGCGGUCGAGAGGAGCGAGAUGAACGACGUCCUCGUGGCGCCGCUGCGGUACCGCCCGCCGCUGUCGCUCCUGUUCGGGAGCAUCAGCAAGGGGAACGUGUGCGUCGCCGGCGACGCGCUCCACCCCACGACGCCGGACCUGGCGCAGGGCGCGUGCAUCGCGCUGGAGGACGCGGUCGUCCUCGCGCGGUGCCUCGGCGACGCGAUGGCCGGCGACGGCGACGGAGAUGAGACGAUCGAGGCGGCUCUGCGCCGGUACGCCGGGAUCCGGCGGUGGAGGAGCGCGCAGGUGAUUGCGGCGUCCUACAUGGUGGGGCGUGUGCAGCAGAGCGAGCACGCCGUGGUGAGAUUUGCGCGCGACAGGCUGCUGUCAGGGGUGCUCGCCAAGGGGCUCCUCAUGAUGCCCGACUACGACUGUGGCACGCUUUGACUGCCAGUGCGAGGGGUCUCGUUCUGGCAGAAGCCAUUUGUAACGCAGUCUCCUAAAAUCUUAGUCGAACAAGUCUAAGUCGAUUCUGUAGUCGUUUAUAUUCGUGAGAUCCUAUAUUAAGAUAUAUGUAAAAAAAUCAUUUUACAUUUUA
This is a messenger RNA of Triticum dicoccoides, 1517 nucleotides long. RefSeq names its product monooxygenase 2-like. Gene Ontology annotation, molecular function: FAD binding. The record is from RefSeq and is a predicted model, not a curated record. The transcript has 4 exons. NCBI's taxonomy places the organism in Eukaryota, Viridiplantae, Streptophyta, Magnoliopsida, Poales, Poaceae. The coding region runs from base 125 to 1366 and encodes 413 amino acids.